Molecule: messenger RNA, 1222 nt
Organism: Nicotiana tabacum (common tobacco)
Lineage: Eukaryota; Viridiplantae; Streptophyta; Magnoliopsida; Solanales; Solanaceae
Source: RefSeq, a predicted model, not a curated record
AAACUACUAAAUAAAGGAACGAAACUCCAUUCUUGCCAUCUAAAAAGUCUCUAAUUUCCCAAAAAAAGGACUCGACGAAAAUAGCCAGACAUUGAAGUACACAGUUCCUGAGAGAGAGCGUGUGAUUUCACGUGUGUCGUUGACAUUAAUGGCGGAGGAAGAGAGGGCGCGUGAAAAAAUCGAGGAGAGCGUGAAGUUGUUCGUAGGUCAAGUGCCAAAGGACAUAACCGAAGAAGAGCUCAUGGCGAUGUUCAAAGAGUUCGCACUUAUUGACGAAGUCAACAUCAUCAAAGACAAGGCCACACGCGCUUCUCGAGGAUGUUGUUUUGUGAUUUGUCCUUCGAGAGAAGAAGCGGACAAGGCUGUAACUGCUUGUCACAAUAAGAAGACGCUUCCUGGGGCUUCUAGUCCGUUGCAAGUGAAGUAUGCUGAUGGCGAGUUGGAAAGACUAGAGCACAAACUUUUUGUGGGUAUGCUGCCAAAGAAUGUUUCUGACCCCGAAGUCUCCUCCUUAUUCUCUCAAUAUGGGACCAUUACAGAUUUGCAAAUUCUCAGAGGUUCUCAGCAAACUAGUAGAGGAUAUGCUUUUCUGAAGUAUGAGAAAAAAGAACAAGCAACUGCAGCAAUAGAGGCCCUUAAUGGAAAGCAUACCAUCGAGGGUUCAACUGUCCCUUUGGUAGUCAAGUGGGCAGAUACAGAAAGGGAAAGGCAAGCUAGGAGGGCUCAGAAAGCUUUAUCUCAGGCAUCUAAUGCUUCCAACUCUGGACAGCAUCCAUCUUUGUAUGGAGCUCUAUCCAUGGGUUAUAUGCCACCAUAUAAUGGUUAUGGUUAUCAGGCUCAUGGGACAUAUGCGCUCAUGCAGUACCGUCUACGGGGAGUUGCACCUGGUCUAACACCUGGAUUUACCCCAAGAAAUUAUGCCAUGUCACCUGGAAGUUACCUGGCAUCUGCUUACAGGCCUGUACAAGGGCUUCAAUAUCCCAUGCACUAUCCUGGAGGCGUUACUGGUUCUCUACCUCCUUAUACUGCAAACAGGCAUUCUGCAGCAUCUUCAAGUGUCAGUUCAAAUACAGGGGGUCAAGUUGAAGGUUGUCAAAAGUUUAUUUUGAGAUGCUUUAGUAACACUUGUUAUCGUGAAGCGGAUCAGUCCCAGGGGAUCUGUCUGAAUGAGGCUACUUUUUCUUUCUUGGUUUAUUGUUUUCCAGAGCUUGUGUUCCUCAUG